Molecule: messenger RNA, 1206 nt
Organism: Angiostrongylus costaricensis
Lineage: Eukaryota; Metazoa; Nematoda; Chromadorea; Rhabditida; Metastrongylidae
Source: the annotation of a GenBank genome assembly
AUGAACUCGGACGAGUUUCGCAAAUAUGGCAAGGAAAUGGUGGACUAUGUAGCCGACUUCUGGGAUCACAUCCGAGAGCGAAGACCAUUACCGAAUAUCAAACCAGGAUAUAUUAAAGAUGUUGUAAAUUAUUUUCUUAAAGGCAACACUUAUUGGCACCAUCCACAUUUUUUCGCGUAUUUCCCAACGGCAUGCAGUUAUCCGGCAAUCAUAGCCGAUAUCCUGAGUGGCGGUAUCGCUGGAAUCGGAUUUUCCUGGAAUUCACAUCCAGGAAACGGAUGCGGCAUCAUUCAGUGUACAGCCAGCGACGCAACUAUGAUCGCGAUCAUGUCGGCAAGGGCUAGAGCUGUUGAGGAGAUUAAGAACGGUUCGUGGACAGUGGGCGACAAGGGUCUCGACAAGACUUCUGAGGCCGAACAGGCAGAUCCUGAUAUGCUCUACCCACACUUUCAUGAUCCGGCUGUAUUCCAAAAAUUUGUCGCGUACUGUUCGGAUCAGGUACACUAUUACGGCGGUCUCAUAAAUCGUACAUCGAUCAGCUACAGCAUCCACGAAGAUCGAGCUCGCGGAUUGAUUCCAUUCACAUUGAUAGCCACUAUGGGCACAACAAGUUCAUGUGGUAUGGACCGACUGGACGAAUUAGCACCGAUUUGCAAUAGAGAGCACAUCUGGUUGCAUGUCGAUGCAGCAUAUGCAGGCUCGUUCCUUACAUGCCCCGAAUUUCGCUAUAUGUCAAAAGGCGUGGAGCUUGUGGACUCAUUUAAUUUCAACUCACACAAAUCGAUGCUUGUUAAUUUUGACUGCUCACCGAUGUGGUUCAAAGAUGGUGUUACAAUAACGAAAUACUUCAACGUUGACGCGACUUAUCUUAAACAUGAGUACCAAGCUGCUGCGGCUGAUUAUCGCCAAAACGAGCAAGCGAUGCUCUUCGCAAAACUCGUCACGGAGAGUGACGAUUUUGAACUCUUCGUCCCACAACAUCUCGGUCUUGUUUGUUUCCGAAUAAAAGGCAGUGCUAAUGAAGAAAAUGAGGCACUAUGUGCCGCUAUCAAUGAUGAUCGUCGUAUUCAUCUCGUACCAUCAAAGGUUCAUGACAAGUUCUUCCUUCGUUUUGUUGUAUGCAGUCAACUCAGCACUGAUGACGACAUUCGUUUCGCGUUUGACGUAUGCAAAGAGGUUUUGGUAAAGAUUAGAAACGGUGUUUGA